Messenger RNA from Phaethon lepturus (White-tailed tropicbird), 1521 nucleotides. It is a transcript of the gene HIPK4, whose product is annotated as homeodomain interacting protein kinase 4. The transcript has a single exon. Gene Ontology annotation, molecular function: ATP binding; protein serine/threonine kinase activity; protein tyrosine kinase activity. The coding region runs from base 1 to 1521 and encodes 506 amino acids. Gene Ontology annotation, cellular component: nucleus; cytoplasm. Gene Ontology annotation, biological process: peptidyl-serine phosphorylation; peptidyl-threonine phosphorylation. The record is from RefSeq and is a predicted model, not a curated record. Lineage: Eukaryota; Metazoa; Chordata; Aves; Phaethontiformes; Phaethontidae.
AUGGGGACACUGGUGGCAGGUGCCGAGUGCUACGACAUGGUGGCCACGGUGGGGAAGGGGACCUUCGGGAAGGUGACCCAGGGCUGGCGGAGGAGCACAGGGGAGAUGGUGGCCAUCAAGAUCUUGAAGAAUGAAGGCCACCAUGGCCGGGUGGCAAAGAAUGAGCUGAGGUUGCUGCAGGCCUUGCAGGAGGUGGACACAGAGGAGUCGCACAUCGUCCGUUUCCUCGAGUCCUUCAGUGAUGGUGCCUGUACCUACCUGGUCUUCGAGCUGCUGGAGCAAAACCUCUUUGACUUCCAAAAGCAGAACAACUUCUUGCCAUUGCCCGUCCGGCACAUCCGUACAAUCACAGCACAGGUGCUGGCGGCAUUGGUCAAGCUGAAGGAGCUCUCCAUCAUCCACGCUGACCUCAAGCCAGAGAACAUCAUGCUGGUGGACCAUGCGCGCUAUCCUUUCCGCAUCAAGCUCAUCGACUUCGGCUCGGCCAGCAUCUUCACCGAGGUCCGCCAUGUCAAGGAACCCUACAUCCAAUCCCGCUUCUACCGGGCACCAGAGAUCUUGUUGGGGUUGCCCUUCUGCGAGAAGGUGGACAUCUGGUCUUUGGGUUGCGUGGUAGCCGAGCUUCACUUAGGUUGGCCACUCUACCCCGGGAUCAACGAGUAUGACCAGGUCCGCUACAUCUGCUCCACCUUGGGGCUACCACGGGGUGAGUUGCUCUGCGCUGCCCGGAAGACACGGUCCUUCUUCCAAUGGGUGCCACAUCCCACCAGUUCCUGGCAGCUCAAACCACCAGGCGAGGAGAUGGCAAAGCCAAUGGAGAGGAGGAAGUAUGUCUUCUCCUCGCUGGAUCAGUUGGCAGCGGUGAACAUCCACCCGGUGUCUUAUCCCAGCCAGGAGGCACUAGCUGAGCGCUGUGACCUGCACGGGAUGGUGGAGCUGGUCAAGAGGAUGCUCACCUGGGACUCGCACGAAAGGAUUGUGCCCAGUGCCGCUCUGAAGCAUCCCUUCAUCUCCUUGCAGCAGCUGAAGUCCAGCUUUGAAGCCACCCAGUACUACCAGCUCUGCCAAGAGGACCUGAGGGCAUCCCGUAAGGAUGUUGGCACAGUCAAGAUCUUCCCUGGCAUGGAGGAAGGUGCCUUCAUCCCCACCGGCCGGUGCAGCAUCCAGAAGGCCAUCACCCAGAUGGAUGGGCUCAGCCUGGCUGAGCCGGUUGGGGACACUGGUGACAAAAGCCAGCAGGGCAUCUGCCAAGCCCCCAUCCCCACCCACUAUGGCACCCGGCACCGCCAGCAUCACCAGCGUCCCAAGACAGAGCCCACUGCCGGUAACUUGAUCGUGCUGGGAUCCCCCAGCAGAUGGGAGCAGCGCGGCCACCACAAUGGCAGCAUGGUCUUUGGUGGGAUCACAGAGCAGGACCUGCCUGGAAGACCGUACACCUUGCCCCAUGCCAAGGUAUGGCCACAGGGUUGGGGGCUCAUGCAGGGACUGGUGGUUCCUGGGUGUGGGUGCUCCUGGGCAUGA